AGAAGUUAGCUAAAUCUGGAGUUCCCCUUUAAAACACUUUACUGCUCCUCCUGGCAGGAUGUGCGGUUGUAACUCAUCCACUAUAAAUAGCAUUAUGUCCAGCUUGUAGGAUAGUGCACUUAUGGAGGUGACUAAUGUCUGUUGAUGUUUUGCACGGACGAUACGUGUUUUGUCCUUGAGAAGUGAUGGUUUCGCUCCUCUCUGAGUGUGAGCGCAAUCUGUCCUCCGACUAUCUCCAGAUCUCCAGUAAUUACAGAAAACAAGGCCCGGGCGGUGUGGGCGGAGGCGGCCAUAAGACACCUGCUCCUCCUGAGGUACAGGUGAGACAAUACCUCAGACAUCAUCCGAGCUGCUGCUUGUGACGGAUCCAGACGGGACCCGAGUCCGGUACUCCUUGCGGAAAUGAGCAUUUCUUGUGAACCCCCAGUGAUCAUUACACCAGACGCAGAUGUCUGGGAAAUCGAUACCAGUGCCUAUGCUGACUGUAGGCACUUUGUGGACUGGGACCAAUUCCCCGCUAAAACCGGACCACUGAAAACCUCCCAUGUGGAGAUUCCUCAAUCACAGAAGGACCUGAAGAAGAUGGCAAGAGACGGAACUUGGGGUGAAAAUCGAGCCGUGCGGGCUCAAGCCUACAACCAGAUCACCAAAAAUAUUAAUUGUCAGAUAUUUACACCCACCACAACCGUUUAUCAUAAUGUGUCGGAGCGUCUUUUCGGGCAGAGUGGACUGGAUGAUCACCCGUUACCAGAAUUCCUGGAGUGUUGUCCCAUGCCCAUGUAUUGCCUGAAUGCUCGAGGUGAAACUGCUGUGAAGAAGAUACUUAUAUGCAUUGGUGACCAGUAUCCAGACAUCACAUACUGCCCCACGUUGCCCGCGGUGGUGGCCCUCUUGAUGCAUUUUAGUGAAGAUGAAGCAGAGUGUUUUGAGAGGACAUGCCGCCUCAUUUCAUGCUCGGAACACCACAAGACUUACAUCGAGCAAAGUUUCUUGUCCUAUGAAGCUUCCGGCAUGACUUUUGGAGACUUAGCCAAAAAGUAUUGCCAGGCUGGCCAUAAGUUCAUCACUACCCACUGUGAAAACUCAUCGGAAUUCUUCUCAGAUUGGUUGAUGUGGAUCUUUGGAGACUUGCCCUUUGAAUACAUCAUCAGGGUCUUUGAUAUCUUCCUUCUUGAGGGCAACAAGGUGCUGUACCGGGUGGCUCUAGCCUUGCUCAAGCAGUACAAGCUUCACACCGAGUAUGAGGGUCAGGACGUUAAAAAUGACAUCCAGGAAUUUGUCAAGAACAUCUCCAACCACGUUUGUGUGGAGAAGCUGUUAGAGAAAGCCUUCAGCAUUAGGCUUUUCUCCCACAAGGAGAUCUGGCUUCUACACAUGGCCAACAAAAAGGCUUUGUCGCAGAGUGGGAUCACCGUCAUGCAACCAAGACAACCGGCUCACAUGUCCAUAGACAUCACACAAUUCUCCUCGGAAAUCGUAACAGCCCAUGAAAUGAGGACGGUGUGGUCAUGGAUUCCAGAACGCUACUCCCUGUACCCCCCAGUUCUGUUGUUCUCUACCCUUCAGCAUGGCUAUAGUCUUCAGAGAUUUUAUUCACAUUGUGAAGGGAUGGAGCCUACUGUCUUGCUCAUCAAGACCACCGAAAACCAGGUGUGUGGGGCCUACCUCUCCACAGACUGGAGUGAAAGGAAGAAGUGCUGCGGACAGGUCUGCACGUUUUUUGGAACCGGAGAGUGCUUCGUGUUUUCUGUAAGUGACCGGCUAUUCGGCCCGGACAUGGAGAGGUACCAGUGGGUCGUAGUGAGGAAACCAGAGAUGGUGAAGACCGCCCCGCCUUCCCCACGCUCCAGACCUCGAUCUUACUCUUAUGGCGCUCGUCUUUCCCCAACCCCGAGACGUCGGUCUUCCACUAUGACCUCAGCUCCCAGCAGUCCCUCCCAGUCUACAAAUUUCCUGACCGUCCCAGCGGAAGGAAGCCCGAACCGCUUAUCUCCGUUCCUCUCUGUACGACAUUUCCAGCUGCCCUCUAAAACGGCCUCCAUGUUUAUGUCUGGAAACAGCCAGGGCUUUAUAAUAGGUGGAGGCGGAGGACAAGCCUUGAAUAUUGACGCUGACCUCAAUAUGGGGAGGACAGAGCAUUGUGAAACCUUCGACAACCCGCCUCUGUGUGAAGAAAACUUUCAUAUACAGCACCUGGAAGUCUGGGGCUGCAAAAACUCCUAAAUCUGCAAAAAAAAUGUUAUAUGUAUAUAACCCCAAAGAGAUGACCCUUUGUGCCCUUUAAAUAGCAAGGGAUUGCCCUGGGGGUGUUAAAGAUGGCUGAUCGAAGGCAAGAGAUAUUAUGACCAUUAAUAAUGGCAGGGGUUUGCCUCAUUUGGACACUAGGUGGCGAUAGAUAUUAUGACCAUUAUUAUUGACAGACAUUUGGUUCGUUUGGACACUAAGUGGCGAUGGAUAUAAAUGACCGUUAUUAAUAGCAGGUGUUCUAAUUUGGACACUAGGCGGCGAUAGAUUUUACGACCAUUAUUAUAUAGAGAAGUUUUGUUCAUUUGGACACUAGGUGGCGAUAGAUAUAAUUACCGGUACCAUUAUUAUUUAGAGAAGUUUUGUUCAUUUGGACACUAGGUGGCGAUAUAUAUAAACACCAUUAUUAUUUAGAGAAGUUUUGUUCAUUUGAACACUAGGUGGCGAUAGAUUAUAAUUACCAGGGUACCAUUAUUAUUUAGAGAAGUUUUGUUCAUUUGGACACUAGGUGGCGAUAGAUAUAAACACCAUUAUUAUUUAGAGAAGUUUUGUUCAUUUGGACACUAGGUGGCGAUAGUGAAUGACCAUUAUGAAUAACAGAAGAAUACUUCAUUUGGACACAAGGUGGUGAUAGAUAUAAUGACCAUUAUUAAUGGCAGGUUUUCCCUCAUUUGGACACUAGGUGGCGAUAGAUCACAAAGUGCCCUGUUGGUACCCCCAACAAUCAGACGUAAUCCAUGGGGAACCUGGCAGUAAGUCUUCAAAUUCCCUGCAGCGCCAUCACAGGGGAAAUGAGGCAUUACACAGUGUCCAUUCAAAUCAGUGGUUUGUCUGUGUAAUGUAGGACAGGACGGGUCCUCCAGAGGAAGAGACUCUCUUUGCCCGAGUGAUGAGGACCCUGAACUAAUACCGUGUAUGACAAUGGGGUUUCUGGGCUGGACAGGCCCUAAAAGGGGGCUUCAUUUCAUAUACAUCUCUGGCAUAUUGAUAUAAUUACGCCAUAAAUGUCAUCAAUCACUAAACCGAAGGGUCUGCUGUGAUUCCUGUGCUGAGUCUUAGGCCUCAUGCACACGGACCGUAGCAGGUCUGUGCCUGUAUUGCGGUCGCAGCACGGCCAUGGCGGCACGCUGUUGUUGCACGCUAUUCCUCCAAAAAUAAACAUUUUCUUAAACUUCUGCAUUUUGCUGUUCCUCUGUUAUUCCGUCUGGAAAUGUAUGAUUAGAUUUGCAUAAACUGACAAUAGCCUUAUGUUAUGGGUAGAAAUGUACUGUUCCCUCGGUGCUAAACACUCCGCAAUAUUGGGCGCAGGUUUAAAAAAGCCCGUAGGUUACGGCACACUGGCAAAAAUGCUGCCAGAUGGAUUUGCAUUGGGAAAAUCAGUCUGGUGGCGGUUCCCUGGGUCAUUCUGAUGAUGCGCCGAAACGUGACAGCGCAUGUGCUCAAUCCGUCACUGCUGGUACAGGAGCCGGUCGAGGGACCAGGGAAGCCUCGGCACAGGAGCGGCAGAAAUAUAAUCAGAACGAUUUCAAGUCUUAGAAUCCACUGCAAAAAAAUCUGCUGAAAAACCAGCACAAUUUGGUUGCAGAAUUUUUUACUUUAUUUUUAAAAAAAUUUCUCUGCAGAUUCUGGAUUGGAUUUUUGCGCUGCAAAUAUAAACCUCCGUGAACUUAGGCCGCUGCCUGCGGAUAUAGACGUGCAGAAAAUUCCAUACGAAUUUGCCUGCAGAUUUUUUUAUGUUUGCGCACCAAAUCCGCAUUUGCUACAUGCGGUUUUUGGCGUGGAUUUGAUGCGCUUUUGCCGCAGAUUUAACCCUUCCAUUGCAAAGGGCGAAAUCCGCACCAAAAUUUGCACAGUUGACAUGCUGCGAUACAGCGCCAGCAAAGUGUAUGAGAAUAGACAAAUCUCAUGUACACGUUGCUUUUAUUAUUCCAUUCGGAAAUUUACCUGCCGCGUGGAUUUUUAUAAUCUGCUGUUUGUGCAGGUCUUUUAUGCGGAUUGCCCCCUCCUUUUUUAAAUUUUUUUUUGCUUAAUGGAAGGGUGAGUGCUGUGGCAAAACCGCAUCAAAUCCGCACCAAAAAACAUGCCGUUUUUUUGUGCUCAAAUGCACAUAAAAUGUAAGUAAGGCCUCAUUCAACAUACGUGACAUCAUGGCAGUGGUUCAUCCAGAAGAUGUCGUGAAGGAUCCAUGUUCGGUCCGUGUGUGUUUGUAUUUUGCCCAAUGUAGUCAUCCGAAUUCCAUGGACAAUGGUCAGCGAUCAACGAAUGAUCCACGAAACACAGGAUCCGUCAGCACGGACAUAAAUAAGUGAUGCUUCUGUGACAUAAACACGUGGAAAUUCACGGAUGUGUGAAUACACACAUAUAA
Messenger RNA from Bufo bufo (common toad), 4609 nucleotides. Its product is annotated as TBC1 domain family member 24-like. Bases 403 to 2223 code for a protein of 606 amino acids. The record is from RefSeq and is a predicted model, not a curated record. The transcript is spliced from 7 exons. Lineage: Eukaryota; Metazoa; Chordata; Amphibia; Anura; Bufonidae.